Radiomyces spectabilis is the source of this 7818-nucleotide messenger RNA. RefSeq lists its product as uncharacterized. The transcript has 22 exons. Bases 202 to 7680 code for a protein of 2492 amino acids. Gene Ontology annotation, biological process: regulation of GTPase activity. The record is from RefSeq and is a predicted model, not a curated record. Lineage: Eukaryota; Fungi; Mucoromycota; Mucoromycetes; Mucorales; Radiomycetaceae.
AUUUUUAGUGGCGGCUAUUAUUGAACUUUCUACUUACAAAUUAUCGACCAUUGCAAAUGCUCUCGGGACUGUUCUAGAAGACACAGCCAAAAUAUCAAUUAUCAUCGGCAGCCCACUCAUCCCAACGGUCCUGGUAUCCCCUCUGUGCGCGUGGAUACACUGCAAUCACAGUUAUUUAUUUUGCGUCUGUUGGCGGCAUGCAUGCAGCAUCACUGGAAAGUCUAUCACGAAAAAUCCAUCAGUCCUCACUUUCAUGAAUCGCAUCCAAUUGAUCCCCAAUUCUCCACGCUGCCGAACGAGAUGUAUUCGUUGAACGAUGCCAUGUCACAAACAAGCGAUAUAGUCGUGCCUGCUUUGGACGAAGCGCUCGUUUCCUUUGUGUUGGUCUUGAUGGUCCAAUUGCUUCAUCAGAGUCACGCUAUCAGCCAUGGCGAUCAACGUUAUGGAUUUGCGUCUUCUACUGGCAGCAAUGGAUCGCUUGAAAGGACUCCUACGAUAGCUACGCGUUUUCCCGACCCAUAUGCCAAAGAAUUGGCCACGGAGAUCUACAGAACAACGGGUAGAAUAUUGUACUACGUGAGUGCGAGCAACUGGAACACCUAUUAUGGCAGAAUCAAAGAGGCAGUACAAUUUCUUGGUACAACCAAUGACAUGGGGGAUAUUACUAUACCCGAAUUGCGAUUGCUCGAAUGCAGCUGUCUGACACGUCAACGACUUCACACCGUAUUGUCAGAAUUAAGCCCUCAUUUUCUGCAUAUGAAGUUUGGGGCAAAGCUGCAAUUUUCACACAUGAUACGCAAAGCGAUCUGGAAAUGGAUCGAAUGUUAUCCGAGUGAAUUUGCUGAAGUGUGCAAUAGCGAAAAACGACUCCUGGGAGGAUCAGAACUGUUGUUUGACAUGUGUAGCUCCGCCGCAGACAAUACAAAAAAUAAGACCAUUUUGUGGCCAUUACAAACUAUAUUGCUUGUGUUAUCACCCGAUUUAUUAUUGCAAGCAUUUUUGGACAAACCGUCGGCGCCAAAUAAUCGCAGGACCGCCUUUUUAGGAACUUUGAGAACAUCGUUACGCAGUUCUAGAGCCCCAGAAAUUGCGGCUGUUUGUUAUGUCGAUCUAUGUAAAGCGGCCACUUACGUUCCUCCCACGGAAGAUUCAGUGCUACGACAUAUCGCUGCAGAUAUUGCUGAUGAUCUGCGCGACAAGCUUUGGACCGUGAUGCGCCCCACACUUGUGGAUCCAUUGCCGAAUUCAGGAUACCCCAUCGAUCAGCCCACACUUUUGACCGAUUACCUCGUGGCCAUGUUACGACUAAAUCCUAGCAACACAUUGCAAGCAUGUUUAUCGAUCUGUUAUGAUCGAAAAGCGGCCAUGAUGGACAAACAAGCGCUUAUUAAAGCGUGUCUUGUACUUGCUCAAGACGAUCAGCGUUUGCCGUGGAAUCCUUCGUUCAAUUCAAUGUACGCAUCGCUUUCUCCCGGGAUCCGUAGCUUAUUCGCCGACACGGUGACGCUGGAAAUAGGAAACGAUGUCAAUGGGUUGACAUCAACACCAAUCAACGGCUCGGAAACCCACGGUCGAGCGGAGUUAAUGCACGAUAUAUUGCGCCUGUUCCGAACCAACCCUAAUCUGGCCUUGUCGAAUCAUGAGACUAAUUCUGUCGAGGAAAACAUCAAAUGCAUGAAAUACAUUACUAAGCUUCUUCAGCAUGGCGAUAAACGGAUUAGUUUGGCCGCAGGCGAGUGUCUUGUGAAACUCCAUGGUUCAUGCUAUAUUGAGCAUUGGGGCACCGCCCAAUCCUUGAUGACCAAUUUCUGGAGAAUUUCUUCUUCCGUCGUCUACGCGAUUGCGCGACAGAUCCUCGAGUACAGCCAAAAUGAAGAUCGUCUCAAAUCCCGACUUCUCUUACUCAUCAAAGUCUUUACCGCACGCGGUGACUUUAUGAAAAAGGGCCAUCAGAAUACUGCAGCGGAAGGCGCCGAUGUGAAGGAACGAUUACAGGCGUGUGUCGCACUUGAAGUGGCUCUGCUGGUGUCACUGUGUUCGUCCGACGUGGAUAUUUGUACUGCGUCUUUGCGCUGUAUCAAUUAUCUCUGUGCCGAAACGCGUCUGGCCGAUGAAGAAGGCGAUCCUCAGCUAAGACAGAUCACCCUGAUCAGUAACAUAUCCAUCUAUGAAGACCUGUCCUCCGACAAUCCCAUGGUGUUCCUGGGACGAAAAGCACAGCAAAAACGGAUCUGGAAACAUUUGCGAAUGAUUGUUCACAGCACACCCGGCAAUUUAGCGGCCUGGGAGGAAGCAUGGAAUCGGUGGAGCGCGCUCACACCGUUACUGUCUCGAUCCAAUAAAAAAGCCAUUGAGGAAUGGGUGGAAAAAAAUGGCAACAAGGCGACACGUCAACGCAAUCGUGCUCCACCACCGAUCGCCAUUAUCGCAAAUAAAGCCACCACCGAUAUCAAUGACGAACAAUCUAUUGCGUGGCACAAUUAUACCGGUUUUUUGGCAGCCUUGGGCGGUUGCUGUAUCGAUACUGAAGAAGAAGGCGAUACGAAACGGAACAAACGAUCGAGUCGCGUGCUGCCGGCCAGCCAGCCUUUACUCAUGGUCGACCAAUAUCUCAGAGAAAUGGUGGAACUGCUCACAUCGGACAACAUCUUUGUUCGUGAAUCCGUCAAAGAUACCUUGGGUGGCGACUUGUCACCUAGAUUAUAUCCUAUUUUAUUCAAGCACCUGGAAAACGGCAUGAUGCAUUGCUUCGAUUCCGUUGGCGAAGCGCUUCCUACUCCUCAAAACAGUCUUUUCGUUGAACAAGCAGUACUUGUUCUCAAGUUAAUAUUGAUCCGAAUGAACGAUACCACAGAUUGCCUCCUAAAUGUGGAUUACGGCUCACUGAUCCAGCUCUACGCCAACUAUCUCAACAAACUUUCCAAUGAUUAUACCUCCUUAAGCAUCAAGAUACGAAUGUGUCGUCUUAUCCAUGCAGCAAUGACCAAACGUGACCAAAUUGUCAUCUCCAACGAAAUCCGACUUCGCAACAAACUAUUAGGAAUUGUGGCUGAAUGGACCAGUGAUUUUAAGCUGAAACCCGGAAAGAACGCUACGGUUCAAGAUGAGCAGCUUCACCAAGACCUCGAUUUACUGUGCUUGAAGGCCAUGGUGGGUCUGUUGUAUCAAUUACCGCUCCAGCCCCCAGAUUCCGUUCGACAAGCCGAUAUUCAACAAGCCAAGGGUCGAUUGUUUUACAAAUAUUUCAGCUACCUUUCGAAUUUGUUAAAUCGCUGCCGUAUGACAGAGAGUGACACAGCAAGCAACUAUUCUCUCCCACGAACACCUAGUACGGAAGCAUCCAUUACGUCAAAGGAAACUUAUCAAGAUUGGACAUCGAUGAAAGAGCUGACUAUUCUUGCCAUGUCGAACCUUCUCAGCGCCAACGUAGAGACGGGCUUGAAGUAUUCCUUUGCCAUGGGUUAUCACGAAGAUCCACAGACCCGCACCGCUUUUAUUCAAGUGCUUACCAAUAUUCUCAACCAAGGCACCGAGUUUGAAACCCUGGCCGAGAAUGUCACCUCCGAUCGUUAUGAAAAGCUAGUCGAUAUGCUGGUGGAUUCGGAUUUGGAAAUUGCCAUGUCUUUAUGUGAUGUGUGUCCUUCGAGCGAGAUAGCCGCCAUUGCCGAGGUGCUUCUUCUCGCCUUUGAAUCACGUAACAAAGCCAUGCAGUUGCUCAAAGCGCUGAUUGAACGUGAAGUGAGCUCCACCGAAUACGAACCUACCUUGUUUCGAAGUACCACCAUUGCAACGCGCGUGCUGUCCAUUUUCGCCAAGACCACUUGUAAUAGCUAUAUCCGUACGACCUUGCUUCCUGCUAUGGAGAAAAUCAACCAACUGGACGACGAAAUGUUAACGUGGCAACUGGAUCCACAAAAACUGACUUACGAAGAUGAUGUACUGCGGAAUAAGGAUAACGUGAUUCGCGCCACGGAGAUUCUCCUCGAUGCCAUUUGCUCGUCGGCAUCGGAAGCACCAAGAGAGUUCCGUGAAGAGUUGUCCCUGAUUUCCGAUGCUGUCUCGAUUCGAUAUCCGGAAGCCAAGUACAUUGCCGUGGGCAGUUUUGUGUUCUUGCGGCUCUUCAGCCCUGCCAUUCUGACGCCGGAAAACAUUGGAUUCCCGAAAAAAGCCUUACCGCGAAGCAACGAUGUGCGUCGACUUUUACUACAAGCCACGCGUGUCAUGCAGAAUCUCGCCAACAAUGUGUUGUUUGGUGCAAAGGAGACCCAUAUGAUCAUCCUCAACGAUUUCCUUACCGAGAAUCUGUACAAAAUCACUAACUUCCUGCGAGAAAUAUCCACCUGUCCACCGGCGGGCCAGGGACAGAUCACCAAAGCCACGGUAGAAAUGGAUCAAAAUGCCUACGUGCGUCUACACUGUUUUCUGGCCGAAAAUUUGGAACGAAUGUCUCGCGAUCUCAGCACGCGCAAACUGAAAAGCUCGAGAGAUACUCAAUCGUUGUUGGAAUGGAAGAAAACGCUUGAUCGUCUGUCGAAUCUCCUGGGACAGCUUGGAAGACCGUCCGAUAUUCCCCUGACUGAUCUCUCCUCAUCACGUCACACCGCGAUUAGGGCCCAGAAUAUCUUUUUUGAAGGCGGCGUCUCACGCGGCGGAAGACCGGUGUUUUAUCUAAUCUCGCGCCACAUUCACGCAGACAGUAUGGAUUUUGAAUUGUUGGUCUACUAUAUGAUCCGCGUUAUGGAGCCGUCUUUGGACAGUCCGUUUGAGCUGCUGUUCGAUUUGACAUUGUUCACCACCGACUGCGCCAUUCCAGCUCACUGGUUUACCUUGUUUUUCCAGCUGAUUCUCAGUGAAAUGAACGAUCAUCUGACCCAUCUUCACCUCUUCAACUCCAAUUCGUACCUUCUUCGCUUCUUUGGUGCAUUGCCGCAGGCCAUUGCCAACAAAUUUGUGAAACGCACCUUAUUCUCGGGAUCGUUGCAAGAACUGUACGAGCGGAUUGCUCCUUCCGAAGUGUCCUUGCCAAAGUCUACAUUUGAUAUUGAGCGAGAACAGAGCAUUGUUUUUUCACCGGUGAUGAAGCGUGUUCAGCUGAAAUCGUCUGUUCCGGUCGUCGUAAAAAUCGGCAAUGAACAUGUGCAAGUGAUUACUGUGCGAAAACAAGAGCUUAGCUACAACUUUAGUGCCGUCAUGAAGGAUAUCUAUCGGAUUGAAGACAUCGAAGAUAUUAUUUCCAUGUCAUCUCCGAAGCAUGAUAAUGGUGCCGGAGGCGAGUUGAUGAUUCGUUGUGAACAUGGUAAAGCAUCGGUUAUUCUCAGUAGCUCCAAACGAGACGCCAUGGUGAACCUACUUCGAUACAAUAAGCAGCGUUGCGAUUCUCUGAAACCCAAUGCGAUUCAUGAGCAAUCCAUCCGUCCUGGCGAUGUGCCCGGUCGACUGCUCAAUAUGGCCCUUUUGAAUAUCAGUAGCCGAGAUCCUAGUUUGCGACUGGCCGCUUAUAAUUUGCUUUACUCUUUAAGCUUGGCCUUUCAUUUCGAUGUAGAGGGCCAGUUACUGACGGUGAAAGAUUUAUGUAUACCAUUCAACAGCAUGGAUUUCGUCGUCGGCAUCAGCGAGAGUCUAGCCGCCACGGAAAUCCCCUUGACGCUUGAAUUCCUCCAUGAGUGCUUGAUUGGCAUUUCCAAAUCCAGCGAGUCGAUGCAAUUGCUAUGUUUGCAUUAUAUGGCACCCUGGCUGCGUAAUCUUGGCAUCUUUACCCAGACCCCUUAUGAGCGGAAUAAGCAUAUGGCCAAAAUCAAAGAAAUGCUGCGAAUGUUCAUGGACCUGACAGUCAACCAUCCAAAGAUGUAUCGAAAUAUUCAGGAGAAAAUCUGGAAAAAGCUGGGUCGCAUUGAAACAAUGACCGAUCUGCUUUUAGACGCUCUCAUCGAUUACUCCAUCGAAUCCGGUAUUGGCACGGCUCAUGCGGAAGUCAUGGCGGACACCGUGGUCACUAUAUCCGGUGUUUACGUUCGUGGCAAACUAAUCAAUCGCAUGCGCAAAGUUCUGCGACAGACAUCGAUAUCUCCAUGCAUCAAUAUGAGCGACCACUCCACGUGGCCCCAGAUUGCAAUCUUGCUAAGAUUCUUACUCAUGGUCUCGUUCAACAACAUUGGCUCGAUCAAACUCUAUCUGCCGGAAUUAUUUCAUAUUAUUAUUCUGCUCAUUUCCACUGGUCCAACCUUUACGCGUUCUUCGGUGCAUGAAUUGACUGUAAAUGUCAUUCACACGCUGUGCACGCAGAUGCCUCUGUCGCAGGACAACAUGAAGAAAUUGCAGUUGGUCUUGCACGAACUCUGUGGUAGCAAAUGCAGGAUUGCGUUUGGUCUCACCAAGCAUCAUGCCAGUGCGUUCACGAUCAACAACGAAACAUUGGCUGACAGUGCCAACUCGGUGAAUCUAAAUUCCAUUCAGUACGUGACUUCCCUGCUCCUUGAAGCCAUGGAGUAUGGCGCAUCCACACGAGACAUCGCCAACACUUGGAAAGCGCGGUGGAUGGGGUUGGUAGCCAGCACGGCAUUUCAUUUUAACCCUGCGGUUCAGCCACGAACAUUUGUCGUCUUGGGUUGCUUGGCUCGCGAAGAGACCGAUGAUGACUUGGUGUAUCAAAUCCUGACGGCUUUGCGAGGAGCUUUGGCCGUAUUUGACGAAAAUGACGCCACGCUCAUCAACAGUAUCAUGAUGUGUCUAAGCAAUGUCAUCAACAGCCUUCCCAUGGAUUCCAUGUACCUGAAAUCGUUAUUCUGGCUCGCCAUUGGGCUUGUGCAAAUGGACCAUGCAGCGAUCUUUGCCGAUGCGGUAAAAUUUUUGCAAGCGGUUCUGCGAGCCCUGGAUUCCCGUAAAAUGUUUAUUCACGCCUCAGUGGUGGAUGUGUUGAUGUCGACGCGUGUUCCUUUUGCUGACAUUGCUUUGGAACUCGACGCGGCGUGCGGCGUGAGUUUUGAGAGCCACUUUUCAUUUGCAGUGGCUGGUAUCCUUUUGAAGGGGCUGAAUACGUGCGAACCUCGAGACAUUGUAUUGCAGUGUCUUACGACUUUUCUGGAAAUCGAUUUGCAACGCACAAGCACUCCGGGACUGGUGGAUGCGCAAACGCUAGGCUAUGUAGCCGGUUUACUACCUGCCGCGGCGAAAGAAGGCAAUUUACGGAAAUUGCUUCGACUGGCCGGGUUAUCAGACAUUGAUCUGGAUCAAAUGGAAUUCAGCAUCCCCUAUGUUCCGCUGUUUGACGUAUUCUACAUCCCCGACAACAUCACAGCCCUUUUACUGGUGUCACUGCUCGUCAUGAUGCUCGGUUCCAUGGACAGUGAAGCGGAACGCGUCUUUUUAUACAGCUUUUUGGCCGAAGCCGCUUCCUCCAUUCCAGAGGUUUUCUCAUUGGUGUAUGAACCAUUACUUUCGAAAGUGAAUCAAGUCGUCAGUAGCAGUCAGAACGGUAUUGUCAUUGAAGCGGUGAAAAAUAUCAUGAUGAUCGCAUGCUACGAACCGGCAUUUGAUUUGCGACAGAGCCGCCAUGGUCAAGCCGCGUACCUGGAAGAACUCGGGUUCGCUUCCUUUAGCGAUCCUUCUUUUGGCAUGUCCAAUUCCUCCAAGAGCAGCAAUGCACCAUUAGUUAUUAAAUUACUAGAACGUAUUCUUGAAUAGACUAGAAUCAUUAUAAUAGUUUCUUAUCUCAUGCCAUUAUUCUCAUUUUUUCAUUUCUACUAGCAUAGAUUACUCAUCAUUUUUUUUUCAUGCCUGUGAUAUCCGACGAAUUUCACAGAAUAAAAUCAUAUCAUGCCU